GAAAAAAACUGUAUAUUUUAUAUUCAUAUCAGUGGGGCUAAAUUUGGUAAGAACAUAUAAGUAGCUCGUUUCUCCCCAAUUCAAUUCAAUCCAAUCAGAUACAAAACCUAAUCGAUCUCUCUCUCGAAUUCGCGAAAGCGUUUGACUGGCAGGGAGUACUAUGGCACCAAGGAAAAAUAAGAAGAAAAAAGGGAAUGUUGCUGAAUCUACUCAAUCAGAGUUACCAUCCGAACAGAAAACUCCUCAAUCUUUGAAACCUAAAAAGAAAACUGUGAAGAAGUCAGCUAAUCAAGGUUCUGCAAGUAAGAAAAUUUUGGACAAAGGAAAUAUUACAAAUAAAGAAGAAAAUCAAGUGAAUGACGGUAAUACUGCUGGAUACACUAAAAAAUCUUUGAUUUUAGGAAAAAUUACUCCAGAAAAGCCUAAAAAUGAAGUAGCAAAGAAGUUCGCUAAUCAAGAGGAAGGAGUAAAAAUUACUGAAGGCCGAGGUGGAGAUGAUGAUACAACAAAUAAAAAAGACAACAAGUUGAAGACUGAUAAGAAAAGAAAUGUUGCAAAUAAUCUGAGGCAUGAAAAAAGCACCCAGAGAGAUCAGACGGCAGAGAAGAAUCUUGGUGGGCUGAUUUUCAUGUGCAACAGAAAAACUAAAUCAGAUUGUUUUCGCUACCAAGUGAUGGGUGUCUCAGCAAACAAAAAAGAGGUUGUGAUGGGUAUAAAACCUGGACUCACUCUUUUCCUAUAUGACUUCAAUCUUCGACUUCUGUAUGGAAUAUACAAGGCAUCGUCUGCGGGUGGCAUGAAGCUUGAACCAGCUUCUUUUGGUGGAGCUUUUCCUGCUCAGGUUCGGUUCAGGGUUCACAAGGACUGCCGUCCAUUACCUGAGAGUGUAUUUAAAAAGGCAAUCAAGGAUAAUUACGAUGACAGAACACACAAAUUUAAGACUGAGUUAACUAUUGAGCAGGUAAAGAAGCUAACACGCCUAUUUCAAGCUGUCCCAUCACUGCAGUCAGAUGCAAAUUCUUCUCUUCACAAACCUUCGCCAAGCAUCUACCUCCCACCUCCAGAGUUGGUUGAAGAGACCCGUGCUGGUAGAUCAUUCACAGAUCAAUAUAUUAGCAGAAAUUCAGCAGCUGAAUAUCGUAUUCCCUUUAAUCAUGAAAAGGUGGCAGAGAAAUAUAUCCAUCCCAACCAUGUACCUUCUUCUAGUCCUCUUUUUCUUUCGGAAAAAGAGUACAGAAGUUAUGGGCUUCGUGGAGAAAGGCCUGACUCUGCUAUUCCAGGACAUUCGUUUGGUCCUUAUAGAGGUAAUCAAGAAGGGGAGCAGCCUUGUAGGAAUCUGGGUUCGUCGAGUGGCGCUGAAACCUUGACGCCGAGAGGAAGUACACACUCUGAUGAACUUUUUCUCAGUGAAAAAGAUUAUCGGACUUAUGGACUCAGGAGGCGGAAUGAAGGACCUCAAAAGAGUUCUUCAAUAGAAUAUAGACCUACUUUCGAUGGUUACCAUACUGUGGAUAUGUAUAAUCCUUACCAUGACAAUACCACCUCAUUGGUGAAUCGGUAUCUGUUGCCUCCAUCAGAGCCUUUGGAAAAUAAGCAGUUGAGCCAGACUUAUGGCAGUGAUACCAGAAACAAUUUUGGCAGAGUAGCUUCGGAUGAAAGAGAGAGGUUGUAUUCGAGAUAUGCCUCAGGUUUGCCUUCAGAUUACAAUAAAGAAUUCCACCACCUCGCAGGUGAAGUUAGAUCAAGAUCUUCUCCAGUUUCUUCUCGGUAUUCUUUUGCUGGCCCUUCUGUGUUGUAUCGCUGACUCGACAUUGCGUCUGAAUUUAAGAUUUCUAGUUAGAAGUGUUUUGCAAGCAAGUGAGCAGUGCCUGACUAGUCCCCAGUAAGUCACAAUGAAAGCAGCAUUAUAGCUUGUACACUACAUCUUCCCCUGCUGAAUUUUUCACUGUUUGUAACAUUUUUUAGCAUAUUCAAAGUUUGAAUUAUUAUAUAAUGCAUAACUUUUUGGAAAUAAAGUGGAGUUUCCUGCUAA
Messenger RNA from Daucus carota subsp. sativus, 2032 nucleotides. RefSeq lists its product as uncharacterized. The record is from RefSeq and is a predicted model, not a curated record. Lineage: Eukaryota; Viridiplantae; Streptophyta; Magnoliopsida; Apiales; Apiaceae. The transcript has 4 exons. The coding region runs from base 161 to 1804 and encodes 547 amino acids.